This is a messenger RNA of Onthophagus taurus, 14352 nucleotides long. It is a transcript of the gene spen, whose product is annotated as spen family transcriptional repressor split ends. Gene Ontology annotation, molecular function: RNA binding. The record is from RefSeq and is a predicted model, not a curated record. Lineage: Eukaryota; Metazoa; Arthropoda; Insecta; Coleoptera; Scarabaeidae.
AGGAAUCCUAACAGUGAGAUUUAUUUUUUAGUGAUUUAUUUUUUUUUCUAAACAAAAUUUAGUUUCUUUUUUUUUGGGGGUGAUUUAAUCCAAGUGUUUGGUGCGGGAAAAUAAUUUAUGGUGAUGAUGAUCAAGUUGUUGAUGAUGAUGAUGAAGUUGUUGAAACGGCGGUGUUCUGCGGUGAAAUAGUGUUGUUUUUGAGUGUGUGCGCGGCGGCGGACCCAAAAAAAUUCUCAAUGAGUUGUCCAGGGCAAAAUGGUUAGAGAGACUAGACAUCUUUGGGUCGGCAAUUUACCCGAUAACAUUCGAGAGGAGCGCAUCCGGGAACAUUUUAAACGCUGCGCGGGCGCACCGAAAAUGAGGUAUGGCCGCGUGCAGAGCGUCAAAUUGUUGCCGAGGAACGUCGGUACGAAAGAGGAGGCGAGCGAGAGUACGAUGGCGUGUACUGUGGCGUUCAUGGACAUCAAAAGCGCCUCGAAAGCCCGGGACGCCGAGCACAAGAUCGACGAUAGAACUCUGACCACGGAGUAUUACGAGCCAGUCGCCAUUCCGUCCACAGCUUCGCCCCAAACGCCCCCGAACGCCUACGUGACGUCACCUAGCAGUACACGAUUUCCAAACGGGCACGGUCCGACCGAUGAUCAUGGUAAUUUUACGGAUAGGUUCUACGAUAGAACGGCGGGGGGUCGCGUCCCCGAACCACCGGACUACAUCCGUGCCACCGGUAGACCAGCCCCAGCCGCUUACCACGACACCAACAAUCGGGGUAGAAACCGCGAUAGGCCGUCUUACGCCAGAAACGGACCUUACAAUCCCAUUAUUGAUAGAUCGCAUCGGCUCAGCAACUCUUCGUGGUCGUCUUCAUACGAUUCCUCAUCUACAACCACAACAGGAAGUACAACAAGUAGAUAUAAUAACCAAAAUAGUGAUGCGGGGUAUUCGACGGCACCCAGCGAAGCAAACGAUCGACGGUCAGAUUCUAGUAGUACAAAAAAGAAGACCAAGUCUAGAUCGGGAACCCGAUCGCCGUCACCUUCAGGGAGUACGUCUAGUAGAUCGGCCAGCAGGUCGAGAUCACGAAGCAGUUCGAGUAGUUCGAGCAGUUCCACGUCGAGGGGAUCCAGUUCGACGAGUUCGCCGAGGUCCAGGAGGCAGCAGGGUAACGCGCAGUAUCAAGAAGAUCGGAGACCAUUAGCUAUAUGUGUUAAAAAUUUACCGUGUCGGUCAUCUGAUACAUCAUUAAAAGACGGUUUAUUCCACGAAUACAAGAAACACGGUAAAGUAACCUCGGUGAAGGUGGUAGGUCAAAGUUCGGAACGCCACGCGAUCGUUUGCUUUAAAAAACCGGAAGACGUCGAGAAGGCGCUCGAAGUCAGUUACGACAAGUUGUUCUUCGGCAGUAAGAUCGAGGUGGUGCCGUAUCAAGGUCACGAGGUUGACGAGACCGAUUCGCGAUUAUACGAGGCCGAAAUCGACGAGUACAACCCGAAGGCGACUCGAACCCUCUUCAUCGGCAACCUGGAGAAGGACGUGACGCAAUCGGAUCUUCGGAAACACUUUGACCAGUUCGGGAAAAUCUUCGAGAUCGACAUCAAAAAGCAAGGCGUCGUCAGUUCGUACGCGUUUUGUCAGUACAGCGACAUUGUUAGCGUGGUGAAGGCGAUUCGAGCUCUCGAUGGGGAACAUUUGGGGAACAAUCGGAUCAAACUUGGCUUUGGCAAGUCGAUGCCCACGUCGUGUGUGUGGGUUGAUGGAGUUACGGAGAACGUUAGUGAAAAGUACCUGAUGAACCAGUUUGAGGCGUUCGGCUCCAUUCAACAAGUGAGCAUUGACAGAGAAAGAAGUCAAGCUUUGGUGUUUUACGAGCAGCAAGGCCACGCGCAAGCGGCUGUGAACAAAAUGCGUGGUGCAACUUUAGGGCGUAACAGAAAGAUCCAAGUGGAUUUUGCCAGUCGGGAAUGCCAAGAAGCUUUCUUCGAUCAUUUAGAAAAGCAGGGACAUUCUGCUGAUAGGAUAACAUUCGAGGAGAGAAGAGAUGCUGCUUCGAGAACUUUUGAGGCCACCACAACUCCGGCAAGGUUCUCAAGAUAUGAAACCCCAACAAGACCAAGAACGUCAUCAUACAGUAACAGAACAACCGCUGCGGUAAAUCAACUCACCACGUUACCUUCACCGGGAACUCCAGGUUCGGUGACGCCGAGGGGUGCAGCUUCACGGUCGAGAGUAUCUCGGUACCCUCCUGAUUAUUAUGAAAACUCCGAGUAUCCUGAGAGGCAUUUUCGGAAUUACGACGAGUAUAGUCAGGGUAGUGGGGCGUCUCAAGACGAACCCUACGAGCACGAGUACAACUACCACGAAAGCCCGUCCCAUUUGGAACCAAUCGACAGGUUACAAACGGUGGUUUCGGAACAUCCGGUGGCGUUUCCGCCGCCGGACAUCCGAAACUUACAAAAGGAGCGGGUUCACAUUCUCGAGCAGCUCGACGAUUGCAGUUCGGGCGACGAGAUCAUUAGUCCAAAGAAAAAAAUUAAAUUGGAUCACUUGGAUGGACCAAUGAACUGUGAUGUGAUUAUCGAGGCGAAUCGUGAUCACCGGAAAGUGAUGGAAGUGCGCAGGUUGUCGGACGCGAGUGCGAAACAUCACUCGCGAAGACCGUCCGUUGAUGGUAGUAAACAUCGCGAGUUGACCGGUCACGAUAGGAACUCAUCGUAUAUGCCGCACGCGAUUUGUAAACGACGAAAAACGGGUGGUAGUGAUAAUGGGAGUUCGCGAGUGCAUCAUUACGACCAAUCGGGAUCGGAGAGUGUUGGUGGAUCGCGACCCGGGACGCCGUUGUGUGACGAAAAACCCGAACACAUACCGAGUGAACCAAGACGAACGCCUAGAGACAGAGAGGGACCUUUAAGUUUGCCUCUACCUCGAUUCGCCACCCAAAUAUUACACAAGGGCAGUAUAUCCGUUGCGGGUAUUAAAGGCCAAAAGGAUAACAUCCUAUCUAGUCCACCAGCCGCUGUUACAAGCCCGAGAAUAGUAAGCAACCCUAAACCGCCUAGUCCUGUUCACGUACCCCCACCGGCAUCGCCACCCCCGAGGCCGCCAUCUCUUAGCUCAUCAUCAAGCGACAGCGAUGGAGCCUCACCCAGCCCAUCAUUAGAUGAACGGAUACGCUCCCUUGAUGAAAAAUACGAAAAGUGGUCGGGAUCGCGAGCACUCAGCGCAGCCGGCGGAGACGCCCUCGCGAAAUUGGACGCGAACCGCGACAAAUUCAAAAUUCGACACAAACUCCUCGACCCAAAUCUCGACCUGAAGGUGCUGCAGCCGUCCGAAAUCGUCAAAUCGGUGAUGGCCAAACGAUCCGUUUUCGACGAAGACUCCAAACGGCUCGAGAACGUCGGCGAAAAAUACGAACCCAAGGAUUUUGGCGCAUUCCCCAAAUCAUCAGCCCCGCCACCGCCUUCAUCAUCAUCUUCAAUCCCCGCUAGUCCAUUACCCCCGGCUACUAUAUUAAAGAUCUCUACGACGCAACCAACAAAAACACCAGCCACUUUAUCACCUAGAUCAACAAGUACAGGAAUUCCUCCAGCGAAAGGAUUACAAUAUCCUUUUCCAAGCCACCCACCAAUACCAACAUUAAUUGGACCGACACCACCACCUCCAGCACCACCACCACCGCCACCUCCGCCAACAAUUCCAACAACUACAUUAGUUGCGGUUACUACAGCAUCUCCCACGUGCUCAAUUACACCGAGACUAAAAUCAACAAAUGUUAAUAAUCUAAAUGGGGUUGAAUUACAACAAAUACAACAAGUACAACAAAUACAACAAAUACAACAAAUACAACAAAUACAACAAGUACAGCAAGUACAACAAUUACAAGUACAGCAAGUACAACAAUUACAAGUACAACAAUUGCAACAACAACCCGCCGAGCGGAUAUGUAGUAAUAAGGUGGUGUCUAGUACUGUCGUUGUAAAUAGAACUGUUGUCACGAACGCCUCGUUAAAAACACUUGAUAACAAUAAUAGUGAUAACAGCGGAAAUAAUAAUAAUAACAAUAAUAAUUCUAGUGGUAAUAGUUCGAAGUGCAGCAUUCCUGGGGACGUAACGAGUCCCUUUCUUCUUCUUCAAUCGGGUAAAGCAAAACGGCGCGAUUCGACGGCUAGCGUUGAUUCAACGUCAACGUUAACUUCAUCCUCAUCGAAAUCGAGACGUAAUAGCGUCAUGGACAAUUGUGAUAAUAACGAGAUCGAACAACAACAACAAAGAGAAAGGGAAAGAGAAAGAGUCGAAAAAGAAUUAGUUGAGAAAUUGGAGAAGGAAGAAAAAGAAAGAAGAGAGAAAGAGGAAAAGGAAAGAGAGAAAGAGGAGAAGGAAAGAUUGGAGAGGUUGGAAAAAUUGGAGAAAUUGGAGAAAGAGGAGAGAGAUAAAAAAGAGAGGGAGGAGAAGGAAAGGAGAGAAUUGGAAGAAAAGUUGGAAAAAGAAAAAGAAAAGGAACGAAUUGAGAAAGAAAAAGAGAAAGAGAGGAAACGAGAAAAAGAGAAAGAAGAAGAACGUAAUAAAUACAAAGAAGACAAUCACGAGAAAUAUAAUAAACAUUCGAGAGAAAAUCACAGUGAAAAACACGAAGUAAGAAAAGAACACGAUUCUCGAAACCACGAGAGCCGAGAAAAGCAUCUAAAAAUCCAUUCCGAAAGAGAUUCGGAACGACGAAAAGAGAAUUCCAAAGAGAACCGCGAAAAUAAUUCGUACGAAAAGUCGAAAAACAACAAUGAAAUUCGCGACAAAGAUCGACCAUCUUUAGAAACGCGCCAUCUGUCGAUCGAUUUAGACAAAAAUAACCGACAAAGCGACCCAAAACUCGAUCCGAGCAGGCGAAAAGAACGCAACAACUCGCUUCCCGCUCACAUAGGCAGCAAAAGGAGGUUAAGCUCGCAUGAUAGCCACGAAGAGAGCGAAUCGAAAAAGAUUAAGCUCAAUCAGGAGCACAAGAAAAUCAACGAGAGGCGCGGUUCGAGAGAUAGCAAAGAUGAUAAGAAUAAAAAGUAUAAAAUUAGUUCGAAAUCGCAUGAAGAGAAAAACAGGGAGAGAGAUAAACACAAUAAUAUUAGGGAUGAAGAUAAGCAACGGAAAGAUAGGGAGAAUAAGGAUAAUAGGGAUAAUAGGGAGAAUAGAGAAAAUAGGGAGAGAGAGCAUAAAAAGAAAUCUUCCGAUAAACAAAAAAUUAAGAAUAAAGAGAAACAAAGAGAUAAAGAAUCUCCAAGCACUCCUAGUACACCCGGGAAAGAUGUUUCAAUGGAAAAAGACUUUUUAUCGCGAUUAGAAUUAAAGGAAUCGCAAAAGCAACGAAAAGAGAAGCGAAAAGCCGACGAGGAAAGUAUCACAUCGUCAAAACCCACAUCGGACAACAAAUUCCUUCCGUUAAUUGAGCGAAAAUGCGAAGAAAAUUUGAGUAAGUCGGAAGAGCAACGUAAUAAGAUCAAAAAAGAACAGCGUAUUAGAAAAAUAACGAAUAGCAGUGACAAUUCCGAUUCGGAUGAACCAAAAAAGCACUCAAUAUUUGAUAUCGUUGAUGAUGAACCGGCUUAUAUCUCAAUGUACGAUAAGGUAAAAGCUAGGAGUUGCAAGAAUAUGCAAAAACAAGAGGAGGAGAAGCGACAAGAAAAAAUCAAGGCUAAGUUUAGUCAGUUAAAACAAAGCAGGGCUAAAAGGGAGGAAAAGAAACGAUCAACAUCUUGGGAUGAGGAUUCAGAUUCAGAUCGAGAACGCGGUGAUCUAAAAGAGAUUAAGCGCAAAGGGAAAAUGUUAAUUCAAAGCUCCGAUGAGGAAGACGACCCCCACAAAAAAAAUAUUUACUCAGAUAGCGAUUCCGAAAGGAACCAAAUCAAAAAUUUCGAUACAAGCGACGAUGAUCACAUGAAAAACCUUCAAAGGAAAGGGUCAAAAUCGCGGAUAACGUCCGACACGUCUGAGGAUGAAUUCAAACAAAUCAAAACGGAAAUAUUCUCGGAUAAUGAUAACGACCAAUUCGAUUUUUUCAAAAAAGAAAAGAAAAAGCAAAACAAAAUCGAGUUAUCCAACGAUAUUAACGUACAAAUUUUCGGGGAAGCUUCUUCCACCGAAGAAAACGAACGAAAAGAGAAAUUAGAAAUCCGCAAGAAACACAAGAAGAAGCAAAAGAAGCGAAAUUUCUUAUCGGACGAUUCCAUCAAUAAAGACGAAUCGAACGAGUACGAUAAAAAGAAAAAACAACACAGCAAAAAAGAUAAAAAGCGGGAUAAAUCCAAAGACGAGUUGAGGGAGAAAUCGAAAAAACUACGAAAUAAAAUCAAAGAAACCACGAAACGCGACGGGAAAAUGGAAAAUAUUUUUGGGUCGUUAUCCGAUGAUUCCGAAAAUAACGGAAAAGACGAAAAACCUUUCAUCUCGCGAGUUAACAGCGAAGAAAUCCCUUACACAAGCGAUUCGGAUCAAAAAUCGGAAUUCUUUAACAACAAAUCGGAAGAAAAAGAACGUGUGAUGAAAGAGGAACACCGAAAAAGAAAGGAAAAGAAACGGCGAGAUAAAGAGCGACAACGCCGACGCGAGGAAGUUUCAAUAAACGAUAACAGUAUCGAUUUUUCCGAUCUUGGUAAACAAUUAGAAGAUAAUAUUAAAGAUGAUAGUAACGAAUUUCCCAAUAUGAUCGAAAUUAAAUCUGAAAUUAAAUCCGAAAUCAAACCGGAAAUAAAAAGCGAAAAUGAAAUUAAACACAUCGAGUUUAAAUUUGAAAAUAACCCCGUUAAUACAGGUGAUGAAUUCAAAAAGAAUUUGGAUGAUCGCAAGGAAAAUAAGGAGAAGAAAAAGAAACGGAAGAAAAGUAAAGAUGAGAAACAACGGCAUCAUCACCAUCAUCAUCACCAUCACGAUAAGAACAAGAAAACGUUUUCGACGGAAUUUAAUAAGAAAGAGAUAAAGGUCGUUUGUAAUAAUAGUACUGUGGAGGAGAAAGUUGAUAAUAAUUUGAUUAAAAGCGACGUCGAGCCGAGUUUGCCGAAUAUUCUUGAAAUUCCCAGCCCACCACAACAACCGCUCAAGGUAGAGAUAUCUUCACCGGUUGCUUUAGAAACAACAACAACAAUUAUAAGUCCAAAUUCUUCUUCGUCUUCGUCGUCUUCAAAAGAUAAAAAGCAUAGGGAGAAAUUUAUACCUGGAUUUGGAGCUGAAAUUGAUGAAAAACUUCACGAAACCGCUGUUAAAUCGAUUUCAGAGUACGAACAACCCAAAUUAGAAAUUGAAGAAGGUAUUAUUAAAGAAGAAGAUAAAGAAGCAAACGAUGAAAAACAACGUGUUGUUAUUUCUCAAGAGGAAACUGAAGAUGCCGUCGCGGCAUUAUUGGGAGAAAGUUUCCGAAGUGGUGGUGAAUUUGAUGAUUACACGGAACAACCAAUUAGUCCGAUUAAUCCACCAACGAUACCAGACGAAGAUAAUCAAGAUGAUGAAGAAAUGAGACAGGCGGUGCAAAGUUUGCACACCACUGAGUUAGAUAUUAAACCAGAAACGCCUCAAAGCGAAAACGAUUUGCAAAUAGACACCGAUACCGAAGACCAAGAAGAUUCAGUUCCUUUAAGGUUCGAUCAAUUACCGAAAACGCCAGAGGGUGUCGAUUUAUCGCAUCCACCGAAAACGCCGGAUAUACCGAGUUAUUAUAAAAGUGAGGAACCGAAAAUUGGAAAUAAAAUUGCUAACAUUGGAAGUCCACCUUCUUUGACGCCAAUUAAAAAUAUUAACGCAAUAAAACCGAAUUUGGAACAACCAACCAUAAAGAGCACGCAAAAUUUGGAGUUAUCUAAGAAAAUUGUUGGAGCUUCUUUACCGUUACUCCCCGAACAAAGAACCGUAAUCAACAAAAACUGGGAUAAUCAAGAAAAGAAAGAUGACAAAAUAAAGCCGGAAUUGACCACCCAAAUCCCACCAAUCACUUCAAACUCAAUCAAAGCAAUCUCCCCGGUCACCUUAGCCUCAAUGCCCCUUUUAAAAGUGACCGAAUCAGUUGUAACCCCAUCAGAAAUCCCAAAACAAUACGAAAAACCCCCUUCGGAAUCAUCAUUAGUAAUCCAAACGAACGUAGCAACACCUCCCCCUCCAAUAAAACUUUCACCAAGCGGUCCUCAUAUAAGUUAUUCUCAAAAACAAGAUUUUACAAAGAUACGAUUACCAGUGGCACAUGGGCAAGUACAAAAACCGGUUCAAAUUUCAACGUUGGUUUUGCCAAAAGCGCAGUUGGUUCAACCACGAUUAGGUUUCCCACCUACGAGGCAUAUUGGAUUUAUUCAAUCGUCUCCAAAAAUGCUUUUCCAAAGGCCGCCCAUUUUCCCAUCUUAUCGAGUAUCCUUGGAGAGUGAUGUUAAGAAGUCUGAGGGGUUGUAUCCAGUUAAUUAUCAAGAUAAUCAGAAGAUACAAUCGAGUGGGAUACAAUCAAGUGGAACACCAGGAAUUCAACAACCACCAAGUAUUCAAUCAUCACCAAGCGUUCAAUCAUCUCAAAGUCUUCAAAUAUCUGGGGGACAUAAUCAAUCACCACCUCGAAGUGUGCCGUUACCUCCGAGUGGUGUUCAAUCAUCAUUUGGUGGUCUUCAACAAUCAAUAAUUAUGUCAUCAAAACCACCUCCACCAAUACCAUCGAUUCCUGAUAGAUUGGAAGUAAAUAUUUCAAAACCGUAUCUGCCCGUUAUUCAAGAAACCCCGAAAAUAAUGACUCCGAUGACUCCCCCUCACGUGCAAGAAAUGAGAUCACCCACGAUUAUCCAACAAGCCCCACCAAAAGAGAAUCAACAAGAAAAUCGCACAGAAAAAGAAGCAUCCCGAACCACAUCAACACCAAGUCCAGUUAUCGUAGUUAAUAAAGAAAAAGAAAUAAUUAAAGUUGAUGUAAAAGAUGUUGAGAAGGGAGUUAAUGAAGUUCAAAAAGAGGUUAAUACAGAAAUUAAAGAAUUAAAAGAAGAAUUUACCCCGUUGGCGAUUGAGAAAGUUACUGAGGAGCUUAAUAUGACUUUGGAGAAGGAGAAGAUCGAGGAGGAGAAGCUUGAAAAAGAAGAAAUUAAAGAGAAUGAUUUGGUUAAGGAGGAGAAACAUGAUGGCGAGGUUAAAAAUGAUGGGAAAGAAUGUGAUGUUGAAUUAAAUAAAGCUGAAUUAAAACAAGUUGAAACAAAUCGAGUUGAAUUAAAAGAAGUUGAAUUAAAACAAGUUGAAACAACUCCAGUUGAUUUAAAACAAGUUGAAUUAAAACAAAUUGAAUUAAAACAAGUUGAAUUAAAACAAGUUGAAUUAAAUCAAAUUCAAUUAAAUGACCAAAUUAAAUCCGAUCAAAUUCAAAUGAAUGAAAAUGAAGUUGAAGCCGAACCAGAGAAACCUCGAAAUCAUCACCAAGAAAUCGAAUCAUUAUCGGUAAUCAAAGAAAUUGAAAAGAUUGAAGAUGAGAAAGACGUAAAAGACACUGAUAGUGUUGUUUCUGAUAUAAGCAAGGAAAGAUUGAGUGCUGAAAUCCUCUCGAAGGAUGAUCCGAUGGAUUCGAAAGAAGACAGCGAUUAUUGGUCUGCGAAAGAGGUUAACAUAGAUUCGGUAAUUAAGAAAGUUGAUGCUUUAUGCUCAGCGGAUGAGCUUUCAGAUCGAAGUAGCGAGAUCGGUAAAGAUGAUUGGUUCGAUGAGAAAAAAGUUGUGAGUGCAUCCCCGGAAAAAGUUGAAGUUGCAAUCGAAUCAUCCCCCACAGCUUCCGAUCCUUCCGAUUUCAUCGAAGAUACAAACCUGUUAAGCGAAAAUCUCGAGGAGAAAGAAAUUGUUGUGCGAGGGGGUGGCCGAGGACGUGGUGGGAGAAGUCGAGGUGCUCGAAAAGCCCGAGGAGGCAUCGAUAGAGGUGUAGGGAUGCAAACGAGGCGGGGUAAAGGCGUCGUUAAAGAUGUUGCAACCCCAACGAAACGCGGAGGGAGAGGCGGGCGCCCAAAGAAUGAGAGGAAAGUUACUAAAUCAGAAUCGGAAGCUACAAACGAUAUUUAUGAGUUUAAAGAUGAUAGUGAUGACUCUAAAGAUAGACCGAGACUAAUAUUAACAAUAAAACCAAUAAUCCCCAGUGCGAAUGGAAAUAACCAACAACCAACAGCCAUCGUAAAAGAAGUCAGCGUUAAACCGGUUGUUAAAGUUGAAAAUAAAGAGGAAUUCGCCCCUCCUGUUAGUAACACGAGAAAAUCGAAACGAUUGCAAGAAAAAGAUGUUUUUAAGAACACCGUUGAUGAUACGAUUGAGGAUGUUGUUAAAAAUAGCCCGCAUGUUAUCACAAGAUCCGCAAUGAAUUUGAGUACGAGGAGAUCCGGAAGGGGGCAGGUUAAGGUUGUCCCGGAAGUUGUAACUCCAAUUAAAAAGACGCGAGUUGGGAAAUAUAAAAGGAGGGGAUCUGAAACUACGGAUGAUUCAUCCGAGGAAAAAGCACCUAUUAAAAUUAAUGCGGAUAAGGAGGAGAUUCAAAGUCAAAAUCAAAAUGUAAAGGUUGAGGUUAAAUCGCAACAACGACCACAAAGUCAGUUAACUCAAUUAAAUCAACAACCUCAACAAAUACAACAAAAUGUUCAAACACAAGCAGUUUCGGUUGAAAUUGAGAAGCCUAAAGAGAAACCGAUUGAAGGGUUAAAAGCUACGGUUCUUCGAAGAAUCAAAGGGGAUAUGAAUCAAGAACCAAUGACACUUAUUGAUCCGGUAACUGGGUUAUUAACGCCGAUGAGAGAAUGCGAGGAAAAUAAAUACAUCCCAGUAACUGGAAAUAACCAAACAAAUCAACUAAAAUUAGAUCAAAAAGUUUUGAAUCAAUCAACUUUGAAUCACCAACCAAUAAAUCAACAACACCCGGUUGUAACGCCUUCCGUUGUUAUAAAACAAAAACCUCAAAGUUUAAAAGCGCACGUUUUAUCAUUUCAAUCUUCAAACAACAACAUUGUGGUUACCCAACCGGUUCAACCCCAAAAACCUUCCGUGGUGACCCCAUGUUCCACGACGAAUUUUACGCCGAGAUCAAGUCCGCUUCCGGUGACUCAAAAUUUGAACAUAAACGUGACGGCGAUGCCCCCCGCGAGUUACGUUUCGGCUCAUUUGUCGCCGAGACCGUCUCCGAAACCACCACAGUUAUCGCCGAAUCAAAUUAUCCUUCAAAAACCGUUAGUGCAAAAAUCGCCAAUAUUGAACCCAAUCAUCCAAACAAUCGGGACGCAACAAAUUCAAAAUCACGUUCAAGCCAAUUUAAUUAAGCAGAAGCAAAAAGCGCCGAUUAUUAAAACGAGCCAAAUUCCAACGUCGAAUAAUCAAAAUAUUCUUAAAUCGGCUCAAUCAAUUAAUAAACAACACGGUGGGGUUCAUCCUCAAAGUGGAGUACACCCUCAAAGUGGGGUUCAUCCUCAAAGUGGAGUACACCCUCAAAGUGGAAUUCAUUCUCAAAGUGGAGUUCAUCCUCAAAGUGGAGUUCAUCCUCAAAGUGGGAUUCAUCAAAGUGGGGUUCUCCCUCAAAGUGGUGUAAUGCCAUCAACCUACAACACCAUACCAAAUCGGGUGGUUCAAUCUGCAACAUCUAAAGAUGGAGUUAAACUUGAAGUAUCAUGCGCGACGGUUCCUAAAGUGACGACAACGACGGUUCCAACUGGAGGUCCACAAAGACACGUUCUACCAACAGGGAUGCCUGUUCCCGGAUACGAAGCGAGUUUGCAGCAUGGGGAACGGAACGUCGUAGCCGCGGCGGUGGCGUUUAAUCACGGGCGUAGUCCACCGCCCGCACAUCAAAAUUCGCCGUCACCACAACAGGGUGAAGGAAUAGCGGCUCAUUUCCCGCCAGGUCCGAUUCAAUUGCGAGCAGCUCAUGAAUUGCAUUAUUUACAUCCAUCCCACGUUAUGUAUCAACAAUUACUUCGUCAUCAAUACAUACCAAGGUCCCCUAUGGUUAACGUGGAUAAACGAGACAUCGACGGGCAAGAAGGUGAAGAAGCUCCGGUGACUUCCCCGCCUUUAGAAUUGCGACGCCCCGGCUCGGUGGGGUUAGCCGUGGGAUUAAACAGAACGAGUGCUGUCCCACAUAGUUUACAAUCACCGCAUGAUCGAACAACAGAUUCGCCCCAAAUUUAUGGAAUGCACACCGCUAGGAUGCAACAUUACAAUCGAAUAUACGAUCAUGAGCCACCUCCGGCACAUCGUGCAGUCCCCCACGGUUCCGUAAACACCUUUGCAAACGAUCGAGGUUACGUAGAGCGGCCUUUAAGCACGGAGAGGCCUCCGAUGGUGGGGAUGGUGCGGCCUGAUCGUCCUUUAAGUAAUGAUCGGCCGUAUAGUAGCGAACCUUUAAUGGCUCACUCAGUGAAUCAUAUCGGAGGAUUAGAUCGCCCGCUUGCGAUGCAUUUACAAGAAAGGGCGGGUGUUGUGAAUAAUCAUGAUUUAAGCACGGCCGGAAUCGUUUCAGGGAUGAAUGUAGCCGUUUUGGAAGGGAUUGCGAGGACUCCGAGUACUGGGACUCCUAGUUCGGGGGUUGUUGGAGUUGAACAUAGGGAAUCUCACGAUAAUUUGUUCCAAUUAUUAAAGAUGUUGCAGCAUUAUCCGUGUAUGUGGCAAGGUUUGUUAGCGUUGAAGAAUGAUCAAGCAGCUGUUCAAAUGUAUUAUGUGUCGGGGAAUGAUGAUGUGGCGAAGAUGAGUUUGCCGAAAAAUGUCGAUGGGUCAACUCCUCCGUUGAGGAUUUUCCAGCGAAUGAGGUUAGAACCGCCUCAAGUUGAGGGAGUUACGAGGAAGAUGCAGGCCGAGAAGGAACAUUGUAUGCUUCUUGCUUUGCCAUGUGGGCAAACGAGUGAGGAUGUAAUCGAACAAACUAACUUACUUAGAGCUGGUCUUAUAAAAUAUUUAACUGAGAAACAAGCAGCGGGGAUUAUUAACGUUGCUGCUCCAGGAACUAAGCAACCCCCUGCUUAUGUAGUACAUAUUUUCCCAUCUUGCGACUUUGUAAACGACAAUCUAAGAAGGGUGGCGCCCGAUCUGUUGGAGAGGGUGUCAUCGAUAGCGCACCUUUUAAUAAUAAUAACGACGGUGUGAUAAUAAACAAUUAUUGAGACAACAUUAAAAAAAAAUUUAGCUCCUAACUUGUACCUAUUAAAAACCUAACUUUAUCUACACACACACAAAAAAAAGAUUAUGAGAAAACCACUGACUUCUAAAAACAUUAUUAAAUAAGAUUUUUUUUUCGUUGAUGAUAAGAUUUGGGAGAUUUGGAGAAGAUUAAAAAUGUGAUUGACGAAGAUUUUUGAUUGUUUUCGUAAAUUUUUGUUUGGAUAGACUCGAAAUAUGCGAUAAAAAUGUAUAAAUAAAAAGCGAAUAAGAAUGGAAGUUUUGAAAUGGAAGAAAGCGGGGGAAAAGAGAUGAUAAAAAUAUUUAAAUUUCACUGUGAUUUCUUGACAAAAGUAGUUAAUAUAAAACUAUUAUGAAAAAUAUUUUAAAAAAAAGGUAUAUUAAGGAAAAAAAAUAAAACUUACUACCUAUAUAAGAGAUCUCAUGAAAAAACACUUAGUUGUAAUAUUUCUUUUUUUUUUUUUGUUUCUUUUAAGAAUCUUUAUUUUCUUAUUUCUUUAUUUAAUCGAAAGAAUAAAAAUUGCUUUUUUAAAAAAUAAAAUAUUUAAAACAAACUCCAUUUUCCGAGUUUGUUUUAGAUAGUACAAGAAUCCGUUUUUAUUUUUAUUUUUAUCAGCGACUUUUCGCCGCGUCUCUUAAAUUAAAAGAAACUUUAAAUAAAGUAGUUUAAGCUAAUUUUUUUUUAAUUUAUGAUAAUUUUUAAUUUAAUAGAGUAAUUUUUUCGUACCCUUUAUACUAAUAUAAUGGGUAUUAAAAGAGGUUUAAGUUAAAACGAGACGCGGCGAAAAAUUGAUGGAUACAAACGUUUUUGUUACCUUUUAUAGUUGGCAAGAAAAAAAAAUGGCUAAUAUAAUCGUAUAUAAUAUAUAAAUAUGUAGCAUAUUAAGAAUGAGAUGAAAAAAGGGAGAUAAAAUAGUUAUUUUUUUUUUCAAAUGUGAAUAAAAUAGGUUUAGUUCUUUUUUUUCUCUCAUUAAAAAAAAAUAUCUUCAUUUACCUUUAGUUUUUCCUCACAAAUUCCCGAUAACCCUUCUUUUUAUUAUUUUUUAUUUUAUAGUUCGUUUUUAUUAAGGACUUGUGUACAGUGUAUUUAGCGACUAAGAAUAUAAGAUUUAGAACGUUAAAAGUAAAAAAAAGAUAAUAUAGGGAAAUUGUGAUGUCUAUAUAUUUACUGUAAAUUUUGUACAUACAAAAAAAUAAUGUGUAUUGUGAGUAAACAUUAUAACUAUUACAUCAUUA